UAAAAUGCAGGGGCGGGGCGGACCUUCCUUACCUGAGUCCCCAUGCUGUCACCAACCCAGUCUGCACCUUCUGGCGGACAUGACUGGCUCCUCCCCAGAUACGACUCAGGUGGGCAAGUAGUAUAAAUGUGCCAGAUCCUGGAAGAAGAAAAAAAAGAGAGAGAGAGAGACAGACAAGCUGCAGACUUAGGACGGUUGGGACAUGGGCAUGGCGGAUAGCUCUACUCCAGUAAGGCGUGUUCAAUAAAUCUUUUACCCAGGAUACUGCAGACAAUUGGUUCCAAAGUUCAAGGGUAAAAUAUCCAGGAGCACAGCGCACGGGGGAGAACCAAGAAGAAGACGAGUCAAAGGAAAGUGUCAAGGUGAUCCAUUUGGGAAAAUUAUAAAGAAAUCAGUCACUGGUGUUGACAGGAAUAAACACAGGCAAGACACACUAUGGCAGACAGUACGAGUCCAAAAGGCAACUCUGGUGACUUUGCUAAAAAAGUCCAGAGACAGCUAAGCAGAAGCAAGGAAAAGGUUCUGCAAAGGCUGGGGAAGACAAUGGAGAGCAGAGAUGACCAAUUUGAACAGUGUCUCCAACAGUUUAAUGACCAGCAGACUGAUGGGAACCGGAUGUACAAGGACCUGAGGAACUACAUUAAUGCAAUUAGAGACAUGCGUGAAGCUUCAAGACGCCUUUCCCAGUCUCUGUUUGACACUUAUGAGACCGACUGGGCUGGAGAGGAAGAUCUAGGAGCCAUCGUAGAGGGGGAAGACCUCCUGUGGAAUGACUUUGAGGUGAAGCUAUUAGACCAGGCCGUACGCACCAUGGAGUCCUACGUGAGCCAAUUCCCAGAUGUCAGGGAGAAAGUAGCCAAGAGGGGGAGAAAACUGGUGGACUACGACUCUUCCCUUCACCACCUGGAGGCACUGCAGACUGCUAAGAAGAGGGACGAUGUCAAGAUUAACAAGGCAGAAGAAGAGAUGAAUGCUGCCAAAAGUGUCUAUGAAGGCAUCAACACUGAGUUAAAAGAAGAGCUGCCUGUGCUCUUUGAUAGCCGCGUUGGAUGCUUUGUGACAGUCUUCUCAGCUGUAUCAAAUUUACGAGACAUCUUCUAUAAGGAAAUGAGCACGCUCAACCUCGAUCUACAUAAUGUGAUAAAGGAGCUGCAGGCUCAGCAUCCGGACAAAAUGUUUGCCUUGAAGGGAAUGCAACGAUAUGGCUCCCUGAAGAGACGAAGUCUAAUGUCCCCUAAGGCCUGGAAAGCCAGCUUCUCUGAGUUUCACAAGAGCUAUAGCCCUAAACCUGCCCAGAGGUUUAGUUUCAAGUCCCCGGACAAGCCUCGCCACAGCACUCUGUCCAGAGAGAGCAGCACCCUCGCAGUCUCCCCGCCAUCACCUCUUCUGGAGACCCCCGAGUCCAGGGACCUGGACGCGGGAUCCAGCCACAGCGAGUCCCACGGUUCUUCUGAACAAGAAGACGCUGCGGCUGGAAACCAGCUGAAGUCGGGGGAAGACAGCAGUCAGGUGGAAGAGGAGAAGGGCCUGAAAAAAGAGGAGCCUACACCUCCUGCAGCAUCUGAUAAUAAGGGAGGCGGUGAGAAAGCUCCGCCGAGCGAGAGCAGCUCUGAACUCAACAACUCCUGUGAUUCACUGAGCUUGGAGCUCCAGCUGUCUGCAGCAGACGACAGCCCGCUGCACAUCGAAGAGAGAGAAGACACUUUGCUAGUGCUCAACACUCCUAGACCAAAUGGACUGGAGAACGGAGAGGUUUCCGGGCUAAACUCUGACGCUAAGGACCUGAGCAUUCCCCACAAGAAUGCUCCUGCAGAAAAACAGGCAUCUCCGGAUUCAAAAAGCACAGACGUUUAAAAGAAGCACAGAAGAGAUUGAAGUCAACAGCUGCACAAGAGAGGAAAAUGUGGAGACAGCCGCACUGAAGGGUCCAACCGUGGUGUCAGGAAUGAUGGACUGUGCAUUGAAUUCGCUGGUGUUAGUUUUCUUAUUUGUCUUUUAUUGAAAUCACUUGUACAUACAGGUCAGAGUAUGGGUAAAUCAUAUUUUUUUUGUAACAGCCAUGUUUCAUCUGAAGUAUCCUUUCAAAAGUACUGCAGGACCGGACUUUAUCCCCACAGCGUCCAUUAUAUUCUGCACCAAACAGAUACAUUUUAAAGUCAGAGUAGUUAUAUUAUGUGUCUAAUGUUAGCAAACAUUAAUGCACCAAUAGGUUUACAUUGUUAGAAAACUUUCUUACUGACUACAGUGUGGUCAGCGUUGGCAGACGUACUGUGCUGUGAGCUUCAAUUCCCAUUUUUAGUUUGAAUUAAAUGUUUGACCUUUA
Messenger RNA from Perca flavescens (yellow perch), 2323 nucleotides. RefSeq names its product bridging integrator 2a (gene bin2a). The transcript is spliced from 13 exons. Gene Ontology annotation, biological process: podosome assembly; plasma membrane tubulation; phagocytosis, engulfment. NCBI's taxonomy places the organism in Eukaryota, Metazoa, Chordata, Actinopteri, Perciformes, Percidae. Gene Ontology annotation, molecular function: phospholipid binding; protein binding. Bases 436 to 1854 code for a protein of 472 amino acids. Gene Ontology annotation, cellular component: podosome; plasma membrane; phagocytic cup. The record is from RefSeq and is a predicted model, not a curated record.